This is a messenger RNA of Penicillium bovifimosum, 2409 nucleotides long. RefSeq names its product RNA dependent RNA polymerase. Bases 1 to 2409 code for a protein of 802 amino acids. The transcript has 3 exons. Gene Ontology annotation, cellular component: nuclear RNA-directed RNA polymerase complex. Gene Ontology annotation, biological process: siRNA processing. Lineage: Eukaryota; Fungi; Ascomycota; Eurotiomycetes; Eurotiales; Aspergillaceae. The record is from RefSeq and is a predicted model, not a curated record. Gene Ontology annotation, molecular function: RNA-directed RNA polymerase activity.
AUGAGGGAAAACAUCCAGGGACUCAAAGUCGACGACUCGGUGGAAGGAAUUCACAGUACUCCAUUCCUUACCCUUACUGUUCCAGCCCCUGAUCACCCUCCGAGCCAUCAAAGACAACCGUCUUAUCCGUCUGUUCUUCGCGAAAGCAUUUCUUCCUGGCUUGCACACAAUGAUCACUAUUGUCUCGGACGGAUAUGGCGGGCAUUUUACGUCGAAGAAGUCAAGUUAAAGAAGAAAACCAAGGCCGAUCCUCGUUUCCGCGUCGAGUUCUUUGCUGUUGAUGGUGAUGAUUUCGAUCAUAGAUACCGGGUGCCCCCUGUGAUAGCCCCUCAUGGACAGCACAGCGACAGCCACACUCCGAUGAGUGUGGAAGCUUUGCUAGAGUGGCAUAUGCCCAAGUCUGAGAAUGGGAAUCAAAGUAACUGCAAACUCUUCCAGCGUAAUUCCCUGGGUCUAUCGAAGACAUUCACCACGGCUGUCUUGAAGCCGAGCCAGGUGUUCCGUCUGAAAGAUGAGCCAGGCCGACCUGUCAUGAAUGACGGAUGUGCCUUGAUGUCAAGGCCACUUGCGAACCAAAUCUGUGAUCAGCUGGGGAUAACCACCGCAACCCCUAGUUGCUUCCAGGGACGAAUCGCAGGCGCCAAGGGGCUUUGGAUGGUCGACAGCCACUCUAGUACUAAUACUACUAUGAACAACGAUGACAUCUGGAUUCAAAUCUCCGAUUCCCAGUUGAAAAUCCACCCGCAUCCACAGGAAUGGACUGGCCCGGUCGAUAACGACAAGCUGACGUUCGAAGUCGUCAAUUGGGCUAAGCCACUGCAUCCCGUGGAUCUGAAUAUCCAGCUUCUUGCGAUCCUGGAAUACGGAGCGGGCGUGAAGGAUUACAUUGCGAAGCUUACUCGCGAUGGUGUGCAGAGUCUCUACGAUGACUUCCUCGAGGUCCUGCGUUCCAACAGCCCAGUGGUCUGUCGCGCUCUGAUACAGAAGCUUAGACCAUCAGGCGAAGAUGGUACUGGCCGAGCAAGACGAUUGGAGCAGUGGGUGAUGAACGAUGCGGAGUCGAUCAUUCGUUUCUCGGAGACUGGGUUUGCCCCAAGGGACUUCGGCAAUCCCUAUGGGAUUCUAGAGCCGGAUGAAGUCCACUUCGGCUUCUCCAAUAACUGGCGCGACCCCCAGGGCCAAUUCGAAGACAACUUGCUUGACGGAAUCGAUGUUCUUGUAGGCCGACUCCCGGCACAUGUGCCUUCGGAUAUUCAACGGCGUCGGGCAGUAUGGAAGAACGAGCUACGACAUUUCAAAGAUGUUAUUGUGUUUCCGACGAAAGGAGAUUUCCCACUGGCUGGCAUGCUGUCUGGUGGAGACUACGACGGUGAUACGCCAUGGAUUUGCUGGGAUUCAAAUAUUGUACAGAAGUUCCGCAACUCGCCCAUGCCACCGCAGGAGUAUCCUCCGGAGCAUUACGGACUCACAAAGCACUCUGUUCCUAUGGAAUCGCUGGCGUCGACGGGGGACUUUUUGGAGAGCUCUUUCUCUUUUAAUCUGACCAUCUCCCACCUGGGGAGAUGUACCGUGGAACACGAGAAACGGGCAUAUGACGAGUCUAUUGAUUCGCCGAAGGCCAAAGAGCUAGCUUGUCUGUUGAGCCAUCUGGUGGACAGUCGCAAAGGUGGUGUUCACCUCUCUGAGCAAGCCUGGAAGGAAUACCGGAAGACCAUAAGUCCCAAGCAACGCGAACUUCCCGCGUACCGCAACCCAGACCGCCAGUUCAAAGAGACGAAUAUUAUCGACUUCCUCAAGUUCAAGGUCGCCAGAUCAGAACUUUACAGGAUUCUCUCCGGUCUCAACGCAAGCUUUCCGGAACACGACGUCCAGAAUCAAAAGGACCCUGACCUUAUCCUCCCCUGGACAGAAGCCGUGGAAGCAUCAGAGAGCCUAUCUGAGCAUAGCGAAGAAUUAAAAGCUACGCUCGCCGAGGUCAAGUCUUCAAUAGACAAACUCAGCCGACAAUGGUACCACGGCCACUCUACUUCCACCGGGGACGAAUUCCUUGCCAUAUCACGCCAAGCAGCCGAGGGUGCGGCUGCGCUCCCUCCCCCGAAAACGGGGAGACAUCCGCUCAUUCACACUUGGCAAAACAGUCGCAAUGAAUGGCGUCGCUUGUUGGCGUCGUAUGCAUAUUGGCAAUACCCACGCUCGCGAUUCAUCCUCCACGCCUUCGGUGAGACAUUGUGCCAAAUCAAGGCGUCUGUGUCGGCAUCCCGUCUGGCCACUAAUGAAGUGAUCGCUUGCUACCGCGUGAAUCAGAAAACGGUGGCACAUCUCACGGCGAAUGAAUUGCCGGUGGAUGAGGUCGAUGAUGAAGAUGAAUAUGAAGAUGCUGAUUCGAUUGCGGCCAUGCUAUCCUUUUAG